Molecule: messenger RNA, 17754 nt
Organism: Coregonus sp. 'balchen'
Lineage: Eukaryota; Metazoa; Chordata; Actinopteri; Salmoniformes; Salmonidae
Source: the annotation of a GenBank genome assembly
AUGGAAGAUCAAUCAAGUGGUGAGGCAGUUGCUACCCAAGUGGCUGAUUAUAAAAUGACAGCAAGGACCUAUUACACUCUAGCCGUGGAGAAAGUGAGAGAUGUGAGUGUCAAAUCAAAUUAGCAUGCUAGCCAGUUAGCUAGCUUGGACUCGUCAAUGCUAAAAACAUCAACUGGUGUAUCUAGCUAGCCAAUUUUGUAAUUUGUGUUAAUUCAAUUUCAAUGUGUAGGACUGUCAGAUAUGGCUUAUCUAUAUUGUUUAGUUAACUAGCUAGCUAGUGUCUCGUUGACCACGAGAACACUGUUUCCUGGUAAGAUAACGUAACUAAGCUAAUGUUAGCUAAUUUAGUCAGCUAACUAACGUAAGCAACAGUUGUAUCCUAAUUUAAGGGUGUUUUCACACUUCUUGGUCCUUUUAAGCCAAUUUUUGUGAACUCCGUGCGGUUCGCUUAAUUCAGACUCAGACCCCUCAAAAGAGCCCCAGAAGCGAACCGAACUGAACUGAGACCAUAUCGAGAGGUGGUCUGAGUUCGGUUCGCUUGAAUUCAGAGGUACGGUUCCCUUUUUAGGGCAAUGUGAACGCAAAACUCCCCAGGUUCGCUAGUAAUUAUUCACGCAACACUGUUCCUCCUGCCAUAAACCCUCACAUUGGUGCCACAAAAGAGAGAAGAUGAUGAUGUGCAGAUUCGCGGAAAAAAAGCGUGCUGCAAUUAUAUAUUGAUUAGCGAUUGUCAAGGAUGCGCAGAAAUGUGUGUGGUGCGGGAAUAAUGACAAGCGAACCUGGAGAGCUUUGUGUUCACAUUGCCCUAAAAAAAGUGAACCGGUACGCGGAAUUCUAGCAAACCGAACUCGGAACAAAAAAAUAAGCGAUCUGCACUGAGUUCACAAAGUGUGAAAACACCCUAAGUAGCUACAUAGCUGGCUAGUUAGUUUGAAGUUUUAAUGUCACAUGCACAAGUACAGUGAAAUGCCUUUCUUGCAAACUCACCACAACAAUGCAAUAAUCAAUAACAAUGUAAUACAAAAAAAAAAAAGAGGUAUGACGAACACAAUAAGUAAGUUAGCAUACUAUAUACAGGGUCAGUUCCAAUACCAUAUUUCCAAUGUGCAGGGAUACUGGAGUGAUGGAGGUAGAUAUGUAUACGGGUAAGGUGACUAGGCAUCAGGAUAUAAGAUAAACAGAGUAGCAGCAGCUUGUAUGUGAGUGUGUGUGUGUGUGUGUGUGUGUGUGUGUGUACAGUCAGUAUAAGUGUAUGUGCAUAUUAUGUGUGCGUGAGCAGAUGAUCGUGUGAGUGUGUGGGCCCUGUGAGUGUGCAUAGACAGUGCAAAAAUAAAAAGGUCAGUGAGGAUACAAGGUUAACUCAGAUACUCUGUGUAGCUAUUUUGUUAGCUAUUUAUCAGUCUUAUUGCUUGAGGACAGAAGCUGCUCAAGAGCCUGUUGGUGCCAGACUUGAUGCACCGGUACCGCUUGCUGUGCGGAAGCAGAGAUAAUAGUCUAUGGCUUGGGUGGUUGGAGUCUUUAACGAUGUCCUGGAUGGCAGGGAGCUCGGCCCCAGUGAUGUACUGGGCUGUCCGCACCACCCUCUGUGCGCCAUGCGAUCGAGGGCAGUGCUAUUGCCAUACCAGGUAGUGAUGCAGCCAGUCAAAAUGCUCUCAAUGGUACAGCUGUAUAACUUUUUGAGGGCCCAUGCCAAACCUUUUCAAUCUCCUGAGAGGGAGAAUGCGCGCGUGUGUUUGGACCAUUUUAAGUCUUUAGUGAUUUGGACACCAAGGAACUUGAAGCUCUUGACCCGCUCCACUGCGGCCCCGUCGAUGUGGAUGGGGGCGUGCUCGCUCCUCCUGUUUCCUGUAGUCCACGAUCGGCUCCUUGGUCUUACUGGGGUUGAGGGAUAGGUUGUUGUUCUGGCACUACACUGCCAGGUCCCUGACCUCCUCCCUGUAGGCUGACUCAUCAUCACCGGUGGUCAGGCCUACCACCGUCGUGUUGUCAGCAAACUUGAUGAUUGUGUUGGAGUCGUACGUGGCCACGCAGUCGUGGUUGAACAGGGAGUACAGGAGGGGACUAAGCACACCUCUGUGGGGCCCCUAUGUUGAGGGUCAGUGUGGCGGAGGUGAUGUUGCCUACCCUCACCACCUGUGUUUGGAUCACAAAGAAGAACAUUUGUGAGACUCAGACCAAAUGAAAAUAUGCUGGAGGAGUGUUUGAUGCCAUCUGUCAAGCAUGGUGGAGGCAAUGUGAUGGUAUGGGGGUGCUUUGGUGUUGGUAAAGUGGGAGAUUCGUACAGAGUGAAAGGGAUCAUGAAGAAGGAAGGCUAUCACUCCAUUUUGCAACGCCAUGCCAUACCCUGUGGACGGCUCUUGAUUGGAGCCAAUUUCCUCCUACAACAGGAAAAUGACCCAACGCACAGCUCCAAACUAUGCAAUAACUAUUUAGGGAAGAAGCAGUCAGCUGUAUUCUGUCUAUAAUGGAGUGGCCAGCACAGUCACCGGACCUCAACCCUAUUGAGCUGUUGUGGGAGUAGCUUGACCGUAUGGUACGUAAGAAGUGCCAUCAAGCCAAUCAAACUUGUGGGAGGUGCUUCAGGAAGCAUGGGGUGAAAUCUCUUCAGAUUACAUCAACAAAUUGACAACUAGAAUGCCAAAGGUCUGCAAGGCUGUAAUUGCUGCAAAUGGAGGAUUCUUUGACGAAAGUAAAGUUUGAAGGACACAAUUAUUAUUUCUAUUAAAAAUCAUUAUUUCUAACCUUGUCAAUGACUACAUUUCCUAUGCAUUUUGCUAUAUUUCCUAUUCAAACUCAUGUAUGUUUUCAUGGAAAACAAGGACAUAUCUAAGUGAUCCCAAACUUUUGAAUGGAAGUGUAAGUAUUUUAUUUUCUACCCAGGUCGUGUCGUCCCUUCCUGAUGACGUAAGGCCAGGUCCUGACCUGUAUGGACUGCCAUGGGAAGCUGUCAUCGUCACUGCCUUACUGGGGUUAGGCACCCUCCUAUUGUUCAGCUGCAGGUUCUACCAAUGUGUAAGUUGACUGUCUGAUAUUAUACCAGCAUGCAAGUAUAGGGAUGAACAACAGCAUUCUUACUUUUGAUUGGGGAGUGACCAAGCUCACUAAAUUGUUCUUGUUUCCAGAUAAAGAGCAGACUGUAUUCAGGCAAAGAGAGGCGGAUGGGCCAGAAGGUGGCUGAACUAUUAGAUGAAAAGUGCAAAGUCCUUAAGACUUUGAGUGAGGUUCAACAAAAGGUGAGUCCUAUGUCAAAGAAUGCAGUGUGUGUGUAUCUGACUGACUGACUGCCUUCUGAAAUUACAUGUUUUUUAAUGAACCUGUGUGCUAUGAAUGCCUUUGCUACUGUUUGUUUAUGUUUAUUUAUGUACCUUUUUAGUAUGAAAAACUGGAUUCUGCCUUGUGGAAUAGUGGUAUUUUGGCUCAAGCGUCAGAGAGAGAGAAUCUGGAGGUAAGACACACAAAUUAUACAGUAUGAUUGUUCUCAAUACUGAAUAAACAUUCCCAUAUUUCACCUCUAAAUUACACUGGCAAAUGGUAUAAAAGGACUUUCAAGUCCGAGUAAACCUUUAAUGGUCUCCUCUUCAGGUGAUGUCCCAGAGGCUGAAACAGUCAAAUGCACAGCUUGGAGAGGAUAUAGAAAAGUUAAAGGAGGACCUGAAUAUCCAGAGAGCGAGGAGGUUGCAGCAGGAGAAGACAGUGAGUUUGACUUCGGACUGGACAUUUUUCUCAUCACCUUUUGCUGUGUUUUGAUGUUUAUGCAUUGACAUCUUUUAUUUUUUGUUUCACUCUUUGCUCUCAUAUUUCAGUUAAUUCUUUUUGAGAUGUGGUGUUUUGUGCAAUUUUACAGAUUGCAGAUAUGCAGGAAACCUUGAAAACCGUAGAAGAAGAAACCAGGGACCUCAAGUCCCAGACAGAGCAGGUAAAAUCUGACGCUGACACAAGUCCCCAUUAGUGUUAUGUAUCAUGAACAUCAUGUUAAUUGUAAUUCCUUCCUGUUUGGCAUGUUAAUCAUGUCGACACACUCAGAGCCAGGUUAGAUGUAACACAUUUUGCUCUCUUUUCAGGCACAGACAACCCUGAAAAUAUAUGACAUGAACAGUGAGAGGAAUCAGAAUAAUCUGGAGGCAGCAAAAGAAGAGAAGGCCUUGCUCCAGGAGAAAAAUUUGCAGGUAUGUAACCUGACCUAUAAGAUGUCCAUUUACAGCUAUACAGUACCCACUAAUCAGAGCCAUUAAUAUCUACAGUGAGGGGAAAAAAGUAUUUGAUCCCCUGCUGAUUUUGUACGUUUGACCACUGACAAAGACAUGAUCAGUCUAUCAUUUUAAUGGUAGGUUUAUUUGAACAGUGAGAGACAGAAUAACAACAAAAAAAUCCAGAAAAACGCAUGUCAAAAAUGUUAUAAAUUCAUUUGCAUUUUAAUGAGGGAAAUAAGUAUUUGACCCCUCUGCAAAACAUGACUUAGUACUUGGUGGCAAAACCCUUGUUGGCAAUCACAGAGGUCAGACGUUUCUUGUAGUUGGCCACCAGGUUUGCACACAUCUCAGGAGGGAUUUUGUCCCACUCCUCUUUGCAGAUCUUCUCCAAGUCAUUAAGGUUUCGAGGCUGACGUUUGGCAACUCGAACCUUCAGCUCCCUCCACAUAUUUUCUAUGGGAUUAUGGUCUGGAGACUGGCUAGGCCACUCCAGGACCUUAAUGUGCUUCUUCUUGAGCCACUCCUUUGUUGCCUUGGUCGUGUGUUUUGGGUCAUUGUCAUGCUGGACUACCCAUACACGACCCAUUUUCAAUGCCUUGGCUGAGGGAAGGAGGUUCUCACCCAAGAUUUGACGGUACAUGGCCCCGUCCAUCGUCCCUUUGAUGCGGUGAAGUUGUCCUGUCCCCUUAGCAGAACCCCCCCCCCCCCCCCCCCCCCCCCAAAGCAUAAUGUUUCCACCUCCAUGUUUGACAGUGGGGAUGGUGUUCUUGGGGUCAUAGGCAGCAUUCCUCCUCCUCCAAACACGGCGAGUUGAGUUGAUGCCAAAGAGCUCGAUUUUGGUCUCAUCUGACCACAACACUGUCACCCAAUUCUCCUCUGAAUCAUUCAGAUGUUCAUUGGCAAACUUCAGACGGGCCUGUAUAUGUGCUUUCUUGAGCAGGGGGACCUUGCAGGCGCUGCAGGAUUUCAGUCCUUCACGGCGUAGUGUGUUACCAAUUGUUUUCUUGGUGACUAUGGUCCCAGCUGCCUUGAGAUCAUUGACAAGAUCCUCCCGUGUAGUUCUGGGCUGAUUCCUCACCGUUCUCAUGAUCAUUGCAACUCCAUGAGGUGAGAUCUUGCAUGGAGCCCCAGGCCGAGGGAGAUUGACAGUUCUUUUGUGUUUCUUCCAUUUGCGAAUAAUCGCACCAACUGUUGUCACCUUCUCACCAAGCUGCUUGGCGAUGGUCUUGUAGCCCAUUCCUGCCUUGUGUAGGUCUACAAUCUUGUCCCUGACAUCCUUGGAGAGCUCUUUGGUCUUGUCCAUGGUGGAGAGUUUGGAAUCUGAUUGAUUGCUUCUAUGGACAGGUGUCUUUUAUACAGGUAACAAGCUGAGAUUAGGAGCACUCCCUUUAAGAGUGUGCUCCUAAUCUCAGCUCGUUACCUGUAUAAAAGACACCUGGGAGCCAGAAAUCUUUCUGAUUGAGAGGGGGUCAAAUACUUAUUUCCCUCAUUAAAAUACAAAAAUCAAUUUAUAACAUUUUUGACAUGCGUUUUUCUGGAUUUUGUUGUUGUUAUUCUGUCUCUCACUGUUCAAAUAAACCUACCAUUAAAAGUAUAGACUGAUCAUUUCUUUGUCAGUGGGCAAACGUACAAAAUCAGCAGGGGAUGAAAUACUUUUUUCCCUCACUGUAUAUGUAUGGCUUUGUCACUAAUAUUGUUGUAUACUCCAGUUCCAUAUCAGCCUUGGUUGCGGUUGUUACAAAGAACCUGCAUGGGUUGUCCUGAAGAGAAAGCAGAAAGUGUCCUAUAUUCUGGUGGGAUCCUCAACCUCUCCCCCUCUUCCCACAGCUGGUCCAGGAAGCAGAGGGCUGGGGGGAGCGGAUGAGCGAACUGGAAGAGGAGAUGAGGAUGUGUGAGAGCUCCUAUACUGGAAUGGUGCAGGAUGCUGCCACCAAAGACGAGAGUAUCAAGGUUUGCAUUCAUAUUACUGCACUGGCAAAAACCACAUACAGCAAGAUGUGUGCCUACAACAAACAUUUUGCUAUUCUGCCCUGUACUGGGAAAACCCAGUCACCACACACUUUGAAGAUUACUGAGGGUUUCAACCAACAAUUAGUUAGGUGACACCCUAAGUGGCCCAGCCUGUUUGAGGCUAUGUUCAUAAUGGUAAUCCUCUAUUGCCUGUUAUUUAUUAUAAAUUACAUACACCUUAGCCAAAUACAUUUAAACUCAGUUUUUCACAAUUCCUGACAUUUAAUCCUAGUAAAAAUUCCCAGUCUUAGGUCAGUUAGGAUGACCACUUUAUUUUAAGAAUGUGAAAUGUCAGAAUAAUAGUAGAGAAUUAUUUAUUUCAGCUUUUAUUUAUUUCAUUACAUUCCCAGUGGGUCAGAAGUUUACAUGCUAUCCAAAUACUAAUUGAGUGUAUUGCCUUUUAAAUUGUUUAACUUGGGUCAAACGUUUCGCGUAGCCUUCCACAAGCUUCCCACAAUAAGUUGGGUGAAUUUUGUCCCAUUCCUCCAGACAGAGCUGGUGUAACUGAGUCAGGUUUGUAGGCCUCCUUGCUCGCACACGCUUUUUCAGUUCUGCCCACAAAUUUUCUAUAGGAUUGAGGUCAGGGCUUUGUGAUGGCCACUCCAAUACCUUGACUUUGUUGUCCUUAAGCCAUUUUGCCACAGCUUUGGAAGUAUGCUUGGGGUCAUUGUCCAUUUGGAAGACCCAUUUGCGACCAAGCAUUAACUUCCUGACUGAUGUCUUGAGAUAUUGCUUCAAUAUAUCCACAUCAUUUUCCUUCCUCAUGAUGCCAUCUAUUUUGUGAAGUGCACCAGUCCCUCCUGCAGCAAAGCAACCCCACAGCAUGAUGCUGCCACCCCCGUGCUUCACGUUUGGAAUGGUGUUCUUCGGCUUGCAAGCAACCCCCGUUUUCCUCCAAACAUAACAAUGGUCAUUAUGGCCAAACAGUUCUAUUUUUGUUUCAUCAGACCAGAGGACAUUUCUCCAAAAAGUACAAUCUUUGUCCCCAUGUGCAGUUGCAAACCGUAGUCUGGCUUUUUUAAUGGCGGUUUUGGAGCAGUGGCUUCUUCCUUGCUGAGCGGCCUUUCAGGUUAUGUCGAUAUAGGACUGGUUUUACUGUGGAUAUAGAUACUUUUGUACCUGUUUCCUCCAGCAUCUUCACAAGGUCCUUUGCUGUUGUUCUGGGAAUGAUUUGCACUUUUCGCACUAAGGUACGUUCAUCUCUAGGAGACAGAACGAGUCUCCUUCCUGAGCAGUAUGACGGCUGUGUGGUCCCGAUGGUGUUUAUACUUGCGUAUUAUUGUUUGUACAGAUGAACGUGGUACCUUCAGGCGUUUGGAAAUUGCUCCCAAGGAUGAACCAGACUUGUGGAGGUCUACACAUUUUAUUCUGACGUCUUAGCUGAUUUCUUUUGAUUUUCCCAUGAUGUCAAGCAAAGAGGCACUGAGUUUGAAGGUAGGCCUUGCAAUACAUCCACAGGUACACCUCCAAUUGACUCAAAUGAUGUCAAUUAGCCUAUCAGAAGCUUCUAAAGCCAUGACAUCAUUUUCUGGAAUUUUCCAAGUUGUUUAAAGGCACAGUCAACUUAGUGUAUGUAAACUUCUGACCCACUGGAAUUGUGAUACAGUGAAUUAUAAAUCAAAUAAUCUGUAAACAAUUGUUGAAAAAAUUACUUGUGUCAUGCACAAAAUAGAUGUCCUAACCGACUUGCCAAAACUAUAGUUUGUUAACAAGAAAUUUGUGGAGUGGUUGAAAAACGAGUUUUAAUGACUCCAACCUAAGUGUAUGUAAACUUCCGACUUCAACUGUAUGUACCACUCAACAAAAUAAGUUUCCUUGGGGGAAAAACUAUAGUUAUUUGAAUGGUAAAGCCUUUUCUCUCUUUCUCCAUUAGUCCCUGACAGACUGCCUGUUGAAGAUAAAGGACUGGGACUCAGUGCUGGAGGACGGAGCCAACGGAGAGGAGAUAAACAGGACACGAGGGGAGGAAAAUGGAGAGGGGCCAGGUGAGGUUCUGGUAGAUAAGGCUAUAACCGCCAGUAUGUAUGAAGUAUGAUCAACUGGCUUUCGCUCACCAUCUCUUGGUAUUAUUAUGCAAGGUCAUAUAUGGGAUUUAAAAAAACAUUUGAGUCAGGAUAUUGACUGAGUGGGAGUGGGAUAUCUGCGUCUUCCCAGAUGUUACUUUUUUGUUAAUUCUUUAUACACAGAUAACCAUCAACGACACAGAAUACAGAAACUAAUUCAUGCGGCAAAGGUAUGUCUUCACUUAAAUCAAAUUCUGUCUUAAGAACAAAACUUGUCAGCGAUAGAUGGAAAAUGUUAGUUUUUUUUUCUUUUUAGAUGAAUGCAGACUUGAAGUCGGUGGAUGAAGACAAGGACAGAGUGUUUGCCAAGCUAGCGGAUGAAGUCAAGGCCAAGGAGGAUCUCCAAGGUAAGCGGAGUAUGAUGCUGUUCAGUAGUAACUUAUCACGGUGGAGAAUAAAACAACAUUCAUUUUAUAAUGUACAUAAAUGUAUUGAAAUGAGCUUCAGUUGCUGUUUUCAUGAUACAACAGACACAAAGGGUUGGUUUCCCAGACGCAUAUUAAGCCUUGUACUCCUGGACUAAAAAGGACAUGCGUCGGUGUCCAGGAAACCGGCCUAAACCUCUGACUUUUAAUGAAAAUCAUGUCUAGUUUUUAACACCAGCUUGACUCUUGGGUUGCAGAGCGGAUUAAGAAACUGGAGAAUGAGAAGGACUCUCUGCAGACAGAGAGUGAGAAGUACACGGGCCAGGUGCAGAAACUCCAGCAGAAACUGCAGAUCAUGACGGAGAUGUACCAGGAGAAUGAACUCAAACUACACAGGUACUGUACGAGACUUAGAGUGGCUGACCCAAAUGCACAGCUUCAUCCAUGAAGGAUUUAUAUGCAUUUAUAAUGGCUUAUUUAUGAAAGUUAUUAUGAAGUGUAACCAAACUAUCUUCAAUGAGUGGGGCUAAUGAACUGCUGUAUGCCUGGUAAUAUAAUAAUAUAUGCCAUUUAGCAGACACUUUUAUCCAAAGCGACUUACAGUCAUGCGUGCAUGCCGUUUUACGUAUGGGUGGCCCCAAUGGGAAUCGAACCCACGACCUGUGGCGUUGCAAGCGCCAUGCUCUACCGACUGAGCUGCACAGGGCCUAGUAAUGUUUGUCUGAUCAUGGCUGUUCCACUCUGUGGUAUGCAUAUAAUGGGUGUUCUCCCUGGUGUCAGGUUGCUGACGGUGGAGGAGAGGGAGCGUCAGCAGAAGGAGGCGAAGCUGACCAAGGCUGACAGGAGCAUCAGCCUGGCCGUGGAGGAGCUCAGCAGCUACAGGUCGGCUACUGGACACACACACACACACACACACCAUCCCUGACUCCAGAUAUCAACUGUCUCUUGUUUACAGUGUUUUAAUACAGGCCUUAAAUUAAAUGUAUACUUUCAGUACACUUGCUGUCAAUCGAAUAGAUGCAAUUCAUUUUGUGAAACAUGAAGAGUUGCACAUGUCCAAAAUAUUCGCAGGGUGUUUUGUAUUGUGAGUCAGGGUGCUGUUUUGCUUUCACACAAAGGCAAAGAGCACAAGACCUCGAGGAUGAGCUGGAGAAGACCAACCAGGCCUACAAAAUCCAGGUGGGAGAUCUGACAGUCUGUCGUAAGAGACUGGAAGAGGGGGGAAAACAUUCACCACAUGCAAUUAUCUGAUGUAUAGCCAAUGACAAAUGUCAUUCUCCCUCCAUCUUUCAGAUAACUUCCCAGGAAAAGAAGGCACACAAUAACUGGGUAAGUAUGUAGUAGUAACAUACAUACACUAUGGAGCACACCUCAGCUCAUAGUCAUGUUAAAGAGCAAUUGAACGAAUCUCUGGUUGAAAACAGCCUAUGUGGAAUCGAUAUUAGAAACGUUUAUUCCGGUGCCAAAAUUGACUAAAGUGUAAGUACGAUCAUUUUGGUUAUAAAGUCAGUAUAUUCCAAAACUGAGUUUUGUGAGAUUUGUGUAACUGAGGUCGCCACAAUUUACGUAAGGGCUGGGUUUGGAUUACAACCAUGCCCACUAACACGAGAUGGUAACGCCAAAGGAGGUUGUCAUGCAUGGAUAAACAUCUGCGCUGAUUGCGCUCUAUCCAAUCGCAGAACCUCCAGACAGUGAGACAGACCUGCCAAUUACGCAGCGCAUGUUUACAUAAGACAACAUGUCGCCAAUGUUAUGUUGAAAGAACGCUUGGCCCCUAAGCUCUUUAUGGAGUGGCCACUUGCUGAUGUGUUUGAUAGUGAUCACUCAAGUCUGCCACUGUUUUGGGCAAAAUGAGAACUAAGACGAUGCACACUUGUAUCCCAACUGCCACUUGUCAAUAUUCCGAAAUUCGAAACCCAUUCGUGAGCAUCUUGUGACCCGCCGUGACCUGUUUUGUAACAUAAUUUGCUAUGAAACACUGCCAGACAGACGCAAACUCUGGUAAUAGAUUGUAAAAAAAAUAAAACGGCACUGAAGCACACACGUCGCCACUCGCCAGUGACUUGAUAAGCUGACAGCUUGCUGAUGAAGUUGUAGAAAUGUUCUCAGAAAUCAGUCCUGAGUGCAGCCAGCAGCAGCUGACUCGGUACUCAUACUGUCUGCAGUGCACUGACUAGUUAAAAAAAUAAUUGAGAAAUACUGCACCAAACACCAGCCCUCCUGUAGCUCAGUUGGUAGAGCAUGGCGCUUGCAACGCCAGGGUUGUGGGUUAGUUUCCCACGGGGGGCCAGUAUGAAAAAUGUAUGCACUCACUAAACUGUAAGUCGCUCUGGAUAAGAGCAUCUGCUAAAUGACUAAAAUGUAGAUGUAAAAUUGUGCAAUCAAUUCAGACUAUUUUGAGGAAGUGAUAGUGGCUAUGUUGUUGCCACGGUGUCUCAAGAGGGACAAACAACAGUAACUGCCAGGGUACGAUAUACAAACAUAACACACCCACAUCGAACCACACCCCCAAGACCCACAUCUCAUUUUUCUUAAUGAGCAGCAGAAAGACACAUGCGGAAUCGGUGCUUAAAUGUGAUUUCCUCAGCCUGGCGACUCAUCUGUAAUCUCUGUUGUCUGCAUUGUAGCUAGCAGCACGAGCUGCCGACCGUGACCUGGCUGACAUUAAAAGAGAGAAUGCACACCUCAGGCAGAAGUAAGUACUAAAGAAUACUUUUCUAUUGAAGUGCAGUCAGUUUCACCAGACUUGAUGGGAUGUGUUGGUACAAAAUAGUAUUUCCCUGCAGUGUGGAAAGUAUUCUUCAGCUGUGGUGUGUCUCCAUGCAGAUUGACUGAUACUCAGUUCAAGCUGGAUGUGGUGGAGAAAGGCCCCUAUGCUCUGGACAACAUGGGCAGACCGUUCAGAGGUGAGUCUAUAAUAACCCUCCUAUCACCCUAACUAUAAUGAUAUCCUCUGCUGACUCCCAACUCGCCCCCUAGCCCCUACUCCCUACAUUGAGAGGAUUGGAUAGGUGAAAGCAAUAUGGUGACAAUCCGAAAGGCAAGAUGAAGUUAUUAACAGAACUACUUACAUUAUAUCCAUGCAAUCCUCUCAGGUCUACAGGAGUGCCUAUCGUGUACUAGGGACUAGGUGUUGAAUAGGUCAUUAUUCUGAUAUUUGAACUUUCUGUCUCUCCCUGUCCUGCAGGUGAAAGGUCACCGUAUGGCCCCUCCCCCCUGGGUCGCCCCGCCUCUGAGAACAGAGCCUUCCUGUCUCCGCCCACCCUGAUGGAUGGCCCGCCACACCUCUCUCCAAACUUCCCUCCCAUGGGACCGGGAGGCAGAGGUGACUUCUCCAGUACAAACCCCCUCCUCAGUGAAUGUGCCAUGACAUGGUGAAAAUGCCAUUAAGAAAAAUAAUCAGCAGGAUAAAUGGAUUAUUAUUUAACCUACUGUCAAUUAAUUCACUUUAGAUUAUUAUUGAAUCUCCUGUCAAUUAAGUUAUUGAGUAAAGCAAUGCUGAAAUCUGUUCUUAAUCACCUGAUACAAGUACAUGCUAAAUCUUAAUUUACUGGAAGGUAGGCACAUCUGUUACAGAGCUUAUCUUUAUAGUAUAAAUUGCCUUGGCGGCGAGCAUGCACAGCAAGAUGGGGAAUGAUGUGCAGCUGUAUCGCCUACAGAGGGAGCAUUGUCUUUGCGCAUGAUGUAUUCUGGUCUUGUCAUCCUAGCUUCAUGAACUCAUUGACAUUAUGCUGGCUCUUUCUCUCUCUCUCUCUCACUCUCACUCUCACACUCAUAUAUAACCAGUAUCCCGAGGCCUGGUAGAUCCCCCUGGUGGGGUGGACUCUGAUCGGAGUGGUGGUCCUCACUCUGACAGUGGCUCGAUAUCUCCCUCCUGGGAAAGGGAUCGCAGGGACCCACCUAUACCCCCUCCAGGUACGGUGAUGACCACCUGCUAUCGCCCCCCCCCCCCCCCCCCCCAAUGAUCUCAGCAGCCCCUCCAAUCACUACAGACAGAAGUUAUUCUAUUCUUCUGUUUUAAUCUUCUAGUCUACUAUAUUGUGUUAUUGUGUGUGACAAAUACUUAUUUGCAUUCAGUAUCAGUCCUAAAGAGUGUGUGUUCGUUAUUUAUUUGCUUCAUUAUGUUUUACCAUCUUUUGCUAUGUAAAGAUGUCCUGACUUUCUUUUGGGUUGUAGAGAAAUAUAAUUAGUUAUAGGGUGAGAAUGUUAUAUUUGUUAAUCAACUGUCAGAGAUUUGUUCACAACUAAAUAAUUCCCCUCAGUUGGUUACUAUUGUGGUACUCUGUUGUGGUCAGCCGGCCCUGUGAGAGGUUUGAGAUUCUCUUUAUUGGUUCAAAUCACUGUUGUCAGUCUGAGGUGCAGACCUAGUUGUGGUCAGUGAGUGUAUGACUACUACACUAUAUAUACAGAAGUAUGUGGACACCCCUUCAAAUGAAUGGAUUCAGCUAUUUCAGCCACACCCGUUGUUGACAGGUGUAUAAAAUUGAGCACACAGCCAUGCCAUCUCCAUAGACAAACAUUGGCAGUAGAAUGGCCUUACUGAAGAGCUCAGUGACUUUCAACAUGGCACCGUCAUAGGAUGCCACCUUUCCAACAAGUCAGUUUGUCAAAUUUCUGUCCUGCUAGAGCUGCCCCGGUCAACUGUAAGCGCUGUUAUUGUGAAGUGGAAACGUCUAGGAGCAACAACGGCUCAGCCGCGAAGUGGUAGGCCACACAAGCUCACAAAACGGUACCGGCGAGUGCUAAAGCGCACAGCGUGUAAAAAUCAUAUGUCCUCGGUUGCAACACUCACUACCGACUUCCAAACUGCCUCUGGAAGCAACGUCAGCACAAUAACUGUUCGUCGGGAGCUUUUUUUUUUUUUUACAACGCUACCUGCCCGAAUGCAUAGUGCCAACUGUAAAGAUGAGGAAUAAUGGUCUGGGACUGUUUUUCAUGGUUCGGGCUCGGCCCCUUCCAGUGAAGCGAAAUCUUAACGCUACAGCAUACAAUGACAUUCUAGACGAUUCUGUGCUUCCAACUUUGUGGCAACAGUUUGGGGAAGGUCCUUUCCUGUUUUAGCAUGACAAUGCCCCCGUGCACAAAGCGAGAUCCAUACAGAAAUGGUUUGUUGAGAUCGGUGUGGAAGAACUUGACUGGCCUGCACAGAGCCCUGACCUCAACCCUAUCGAACACCUUUGGGAUGAAUUGGAACGCCGACUGCGGGCCUAAUCGCCCAAUGUCAGUGCCCGACCUCACUAAUGCUCUUGUGGCUGAAUGGAAGCAAGUCCCCGCAGCAAUGUUCCAACAUAUAGUGGAAAGCCUUCCCAGAAGAGUGGAGGCUGUUAUAGCUGCAAAGGGGGGACCAACUCUAUAUUAAUGCCCAUGGUUUUGGAAUGAGAUGUUCGAUGAGGAGGUGUCCACAUACUUUUGGUCAUGUAGUGUAUGUGGUCAGCUGUAGUGGUUCCAGCCUCACCUCUGAGUCACGCAGCAGGGCCACACAGACUGCAGGCCGCUGCAUUGAGGAGUCAGACCCUGAGUCGCCACUGGUUUGUUCCAGAGUUUUCUCCACACUCACUUUGGCCUUGUUCCCCUGGGCCCCUGCUGCUUCCCAACUCUGGCCUCCGCCUGGUUUAAGAUGUUUAAAAUUCACUGGAACUAGGAACCUUUUAACCAUUUAGUUCAGUUAUCAUGGGGGAGCGAUUUAGCAUGUGGCAUCACUGUAUUUUGAUUAGUCAACGACAAUUCCAUCAUACCCAUUCUACUACUGUCACUGUUUUGUUGUGUACUAACUAAAUGCAUCAUGAUUUAAAUGUAUGUUUGUUCUUUUUUUGUUUCGUGAUCUGCAAAGAGGCUUCUAUUUUUUGCUCCAGUCCCCUUUGGACAGCAGAGUGGUUGUUUUGAUUUGGACAUUUCUGUUCUCAUCCCCCACUGUGUGAUCCCCAUCCUUAGCGCAGCUGGUCUGAAUAAGGCUGAUGAAACAGUGCUCUCUCUCUCUGCUCAUAAAGGGUAUAUGUAUCGAGACCCAGGUCUUCUCUACAGGAGACCCCUGCCCGGAGCGUUUCCCCUUGGGCCUAUGGGCCCCCUCCCAUCCAGGGGCCCCGGUCCUGCUGAGCCCCACAGCUUUGGGCCCCACCCUGGAGAUCAAUCUGGUGAGAACCCUCCUUUUUUACCGUUGUUCUUUCUGUAUUACAGCACCAUAUAAUUAGUUUUAAAAAAGUGAUUGAUACUGUAUCUCUGCACCAUAGCCACUCUGUCAUAUAAACUUCAAAAGGAUGUUUAGUGCUUGGGAGUAUGUAACUGAAGUGAUGAAAUACAUUUCAGGACGUGACUCAGACCAAGCUCCUUCAUCAGCAGCACACUGAAUAGUAGGAGUGUAGAUGAUUAGUAUACCUCUGAAGAACAAUCUAGUGUUAGGUAGAGAAUGAGCAGGAUAGUUUGCCCAGUGUUGGGGGUUACGUAAUCAGAUUACUUUAUGAGUAACGGAGUAAAGUAACAAGUACAUUUCUCAAAUUGGGUUAUUGGUCCCCAAGAACACAGUGGCCUCCAUCAUUCUUAAAUGGAAGAAGUUUGGAACCACCAAGACUCUUCCUAGAGCUGGCCACCCAGCUAAAUUGAGCAAUUGGGGGAGAAGGGCCUUGGUCAAGGAGGACAACGACCCUAAGCACACAGCCAAGACAAUGCAGGAGUGGCUUCGGUACAAGUCUCUGAAUAUCCUUGAGUGGCCCAGCCAGAGCCCGGACUUGAACCCGAUCGAACAUCUCUGGAGAGACCUGAAAAUAGCUGUGCAGCGACGCUCCCCAUCCAACCUGACAGAGCUUGAGAGGAUCUGCAGAGAAGAACGGGAGAAACUCCCCAAAUACAUGUGUGCCAAGCUUGUAGCGUCAUACCUAAGAAGACUUGAGGCUGUAAUCGCUGCCGAAGGUACUUCAACAAAGUACUGAGUAAAGGGUCUUAAUACUUCUGUAAAUGUGAUAUUUCAGUAUUUAUUUAUUUUUGGCAAAAAAUGCAAAAAACUGUUUUUGCUUUGUCAUUAUGGGUUAUUGUGUGUAGAUUGAUAAGUGGAUUAAAAAAAAAAAUAAGUUUAAUUUAGAAUAAGGCUGCAACGUAACAAAAUGUGGGAAAAGUCAAGGGGUCUGAAUACUUUCCGAAUGCACUGUGUGUGCAUAUAUGGCUAAGUAAGCAGCCCAUAUGAUAGAGCAGCUUUUGUAGACUAGCACAGGAAAGCAGCGCCACAGAUGAAAGGAGAAACUUGUGAUCAAACUUGAGUUACUAAGUAACCUAUCUUUGGUAGAGUAACACAAAGUAAUGUGUAAUAUGUAAUGUAUUACUUUUUCAAGUAACUAAUCACAACACUGAUUGUGCCCAAUGUGGAAACUCCCUUGUUUUGACAGUUAAGCUAAUAGCAUUAAAGAGCAUGAAUGAACCCUCUUCAUCAAGUUCUUAAGGAUUGAAUGAAAUAAACCCACCAAAGCUUGAAGUGGAUCUAGCUAGGUUCUUACUGUGUGUUUUUUCUUGUGUUCUUGCAGACUCAUCAUUUAUGGAAAACAGCAUGGGUCCUGGUGAAAAUGAAAGAGAUGUAAGUAUUCUAACCCUUCUAUUAACAAUACAUUGGACCAUUCAUGUACUGUCUCUCUCUCUCUCUGUCCAUGGGUACAUAUAUAUUUUUCUCUUUUUUUGGGGGGGGGGGGUAGAUCACCUUUAAUAUUGCAGAUAGAUUGUAAUUUCCAUCAAUGUAAUUGUCUGCAUCACUUCCAAUCCCCCAUGUUUUUAUUUAUAUAUAUAUAUAUAUAUAUAUAUAUAUUACUCCCCUUUUAUUACUUUUCAACCCCGCCAUCUUACCCCUACUUGGGGUAAGUUAGUGAACAACAAUGCUUACAUAUUUGACAUUACAUAGGUACAUAUUUUGCUGCAAAACCAAUUUCCCAUUGGGGAUAAUAAAAUGUUCUACUACUGGGAUGGGCAACUUUGAUGGGGGUGUGGGAUUACAAAAAGUCUGAACUCGUCAUUAUGGCCGCAGUGGCUCGUGGGUCUGCGUACCCACAUUCAUACCCACACAUGCAGUCAGAGCCAGUCCUAGCCAUUUGGGGGCCCUAAGUGAAAGAAAUCCCCCCCCCCCCCUGGAUAGAAAAACAGCGGUUUGCUGCAAUUCUACUUAUUCUGCCAUGGGGCGGAGAGAAAAAUUAACAGUUUCACAGAUGAUUUUCUGCAAUUGCACUUGUAUUUGACUAUCAGACCCCGACUGAGUUUCCUUCUUUCUUCUUCCUUUUGGAUUUCAGAGUGUGAUGUCAGUUCAAUCUUUGUCUAAAUGUGUACAGAUGUAGGGUCUUAAUUUGAGCCAGUUUGCUACAGCAGGAAAAUAAUCCUGCAGCUACAGGAAAUGUGAAUUACUAUAUGGAUUAUAAUUCAUGGACAUUUUUGUGGAAAUUACAAACUUCAGAAGCCUUUCUAAACCUCAAAUACACUGCAAGUUUUUAAUUUCCUGAAAGUUUUCCUGCAACAGGGUGAUCAAAUUAAGAUCCUACAUCUGUAUUUGAAAUGUGUUCCCUCAGUCCCACCUGUCAGCACCUGGAGAUCUGAGAGACAUGAGAAUGCCCCCUGAUGUAGACAUGAGGAUGGGGCCUCCUCCCUUAGGACCCCCUGGUAUGGGUCCCCUCCCACCCAUGGACCCUUACUUUGCACGCAGAGGCCCCCCAGGCCCUUACGGACCCCCAGACUUCUUCCCCCCACGAGGUCCAGCAGGGCCCCCCAUGGGCAGUAAGUAUUAGUCUCUGUAUCCUUUACACAUUAAAGGCUCAUAUGUGCUUUGUAGUUAUAAUGCAUUUAUAACUGAAGGUUUUAAGUAGUGUUACAGAAUGUUUUAAUGUAAUAAUAAUAACAUAAACUAUGGGUGGGAGAUGAGGAUUAUCAUUCUAUACCGCAUUCACUACAUCAAUACUGUUAAUGACUAAAUGUAAACCUUUCACCCUUGUUUCCCCUGAAGUGCGAGGGCCACCUCCCCCGGGAAUGUUUGGGCGAUUUCCACCUCCGUUGCAUAUGGGCUACCCUCCCAUGAGGCCCCACCCUGACAGUUUCCCCCCUGGAACCCCUCCACCAGACAGCGAACAGCCUCCCGACCAGUCCCCUUCUCCACAUGAUGUCAUCUGA